GAGAGACAGCCAAUAGAAACCAUGAAAGCGCCGUGACGAGAGCAUAUUGGCCAAUUGCAAAAGGAGAUGGGCGGGUUAUAAUAGUGUCCGCCAAUGGUUGAGAUCGUUUCUUGUCUCCCAGCAACCAGGAAACAACGCGCUUGCGCAGUGCUUAAUCGACAGGGCAGCUGGGCUGUGGAACAGACAACAUACAUUAUUAAAUUAAGGCACUCCAGUAAUGCUGGGAAGUACAAUCCUAAAACAUCGACAACAUGUUGGACUGCAGAAACUCUCAGCGCUUGCAGGAAUCACACAUUCUUCAUUGGGCCCCAAUAAAAAGUACAAGUUUGUCCAAGAUGACACGGGUGGGCAGUCAGCCCUUGUGUGCUCAUGUUUUCGCAUCUUGGAGAACCUGGAGCUGACCUGCGCGGUGGGUCAGUUGGUUUACGAGACUAUUCAAGUUCACCAGAAGGUCUAUCAUACAGGGUCGGGAUCCCUGCUGUUUUUCGCAGGAGUAUGGAGCCGUGCUGCUCUGGAGUGCCUUCAGAGAGGAAUUUCAGUAGCACACAUCAUCUCAGCUAUGUCUGAAGGCAUGGAUAUAUGCUUGGAUGUUUGCAGGAAAUGCAGUGUCUCAGCUGUGGGUCUUGGUGUGGAGCAGUCAGAAAGCCGCACUGCGACAUCUCAUGCUUCAGGACUUCAGCUGUCAAAGAAACCCAUCGUGGAGGCUUCACAGGCAUCAUGCCAUCUACAAGGGACAACAAAAGUUUGUUACAAGACUCUAAAUGCCAUUGGACAAAGGAAAAUAAAGCUUAGCAGACACUUUUGUAAAGUAAAGUCUGAAAAUGUAUCCACAGAACUGCAACCUCAUCAGCCUAAGCUUCCUGACAUUGCACCCCUUGCUGAGGGAUUGAGUCAUGGUUAUGUUGAUGCAAUGAAUUUAGUUGUUGAAGCCAGCCGAAUACAGUCACAAAAUAAUCAGAAAGAUAUCAGCUGUUCCACAUUUGAUAUUACCAAAGUGGUGACAUGUGUGCUACCUGGUUUACCAGAGGACCAGGCGUGCGUUUUACCAGGCUGUGUUGUUCUCUUAUCUUCUGAACAGGCUUCAGUUGCACAUCACUUAACAGAACAGCACUUGAAGGUUGCUCUAAUUAAUGGAGAUUUAUCAGAGACCUAUCGCCAUCUUGGCUUUAAUAGGCCAGCAGGUAUACAGUGUGUGAGUGACCAGUCGGAUUUGUCAAAUUCAAGCAAAGAACAAGAGUGGAUGGAAAAGGUUGUGGCAAUUCUGUUGAACCUGAAAGUGAAGCUGAUACUGGUCAGUGGGCUUGUUGGUGAGAAAGUGAUUCAGUGCUGUUGUAAGCAUCAUAUACUUGUGGUGGGAAAAGUGAAGGCUUCUGUUUUGAAGGCAUUCACUAAUGCAACGGGAGCUAUUCCAGUGAGCUAUACCACACAGUUGAGUAAGCACUGUGUUGGUACUGGAGUGAAGGUUGUGAUAUGGAGGGAUCUCAGCAGCCAUGACAGGAAGCCUUUAACAACUGUGAAUAUUUCUACAGGUGUGAACCAUGAGUUGGUCACAGUGAUCCUCACAAGCUGUGUACAAGGCAAGCUGCAGGUUCUGGAAGACCAAUUUUGGGCAUGUGCUUAUCGUUUACACCACGUGCUGAAAGACAAAGUAUUCCUUCCAGGUGGUGGAGUGACAGAACUGCUUUGUGUUCAUCACCUUCAAAAGCACGCAGAGCACCAUGUCAAGCAUAAUGGAAAAAAGAAUGGGGACUCAGUCCAACAAACCAAAGCAGGAACAGCAGCUAACCCUUACAGGGAUGUAGUGUUGCACCUCAUGGCAGAUGGUUUAAUAGAUUACAUAGCCACUGUCAUUGUUAACACUGGAAAGCUUUCAAAAGUCAAAGCUUGGACUGCUGUGAGCCAACAACUGCAGGACUAUAACGAAAGUCUAGACAUUACUACUAAGUUCUCACAACUUUUCUUGGAAGGUGACCAAGAGGAUUUUUUGAUUCCCUCCCUCAUGAAGACCAGUGAAGCACCAGCAAUAAAGAUCUAUGAUAAUCUGAGUGUGAAGCAGGAAGCAUGGAGGAAAGCUUUAGAUCUGGUUUUCCUGGUUUUACAGACUGAUGCAGAGGUCAUCACAGGCAUUGACCAAAAAACUGAUGGUGCACAGGAAAAUCUGAUGGUGUUAUGACUUCCAUGUACAAUCCUGGAGAUUUGACUGUACACAACUUUGUGAAUGGUUUUUUUUUUUUGUGUGUGUUUUUGUUUAUUUGAACUUUAAAAAAUGUGUUUGAAAUAUGAAGUUCAGUUUUUGAAUGUUACAAAGUGAAAAUAGUGUGUGUAUAUAUAUUAUUUAUUUUCUUGUCAUCAAUAAAUAGUCAAAGGACAAAAUACCAAAAGUAAUUGUAGUGAAGCAAAGCUACCUAUUUGCUACCACUUGGGGGCGACAAAUUGUUAAAUGACUCUGUAGUGUAUCUGACUCUCUCAUACAAAGUGAUACAUAAAAAUGACAAUAGACUUGGCCUAAAUUAGGAAAAAAGGAGUGCAAUGGUGAGACUAUUUCAGACGUGUCUACUGAAUGAAAUUAAGAUGCAUUUGGUCCUAUCUGACUCUGAACCUUUGCCAUCCUGGCCUCCAGGUAUUGAAAAGCUGUGAGAAAUUAGCACGGUCUCUUAAAAAAACAUACAUGAAGUGCAGUCAGUAGAAAUGAUAUAUUUCCAUAUUGACAGUACUUGUAGAUGGCUUUGUACACACCUUGUCUUCGUGCCCACUGCAGCCAGGGAAAACAAAUAGUACAUGUCCAAAACCACAAUUAAAUUACUUUCUCAUGGAGCAUGGGAGGAAUUUUGUUGUGCCCGUAUGUUUUGUAGUCUUGGUACACUUCCUUUAUGAUAUUUGCUUGGCUAGCACUGUUCACAUUAGACACUACUUCCACGCCAACUGUGGCGGUUUUAUGAUCUGCUCUCCCAUAAUGUAAAUGGCUAAUGGAGAAGGAAUGCCUCCAGACCGAGUAAAUGUUUUUGGCUAAGUCUCAGUAGGCCCUGUCCUUUUUAAAAAAGUUAGAUAAUAGUAAUCACAACUUCUGGCAGUUUAUUAAGUUGUUUGAAUUCUUGAAUCCUUUUGUAAGCCAACACUUCGCUUCGUAUGCCGUCACAAGUUGUCUCCUCCAGGAGUUUAGGCUUAUUUUGAAUCAGUGUAAAAAUAUAAAAUUGAAAACCUUCGUCAUUUCAAAGAGAAAUGUCUACUAUUUGGAAAAAUCAAAAACCACAUAAUUGGUUAUCGUUAUACUUUUUCCUACUUUGCAUAUUGUAUUUGAAAGGUGUCAGUUGCAACGCAACGUGAGAACUUCCAUUUCCUCUGAGAGAGAUCGCAUUCUAAAAAUAGUUCAGUGAAAUUAAAAUGCUGCAAAGGCUUAUUGCUGGAACCCUAACAACUUUGACUCAGGCAUCACUCAGCAGUGGUGUGACCUUGAGAGGGUGGGGUAUGACAUAACAUAACAAACACAAAAUAGAGGAGGAAAUUGUAAUGUUAAAUUGGUGAAAUAUCUGAGAGUUCAGUCUACGUUUUCUUAUCUGCUUAUCUCUACAGAGGAAACCUUGGACCGAUUCAUGCACACAUUUAUAGUUUACCUUAAAAAUGUUAAACCUAAAGAGUUGGGUGAGAUGAUCCAUCUUAUUUCAUAAUUGCUAGUUGACAGGGUGGACUGUUAAUUUUUCACUGUGUCACUAUAUUCAAGGUAAGAUCUCAGUAAAAUUUGCAGUUGAAGUUAAGAGGGGAAAAAGCAACUGAAGCAAUUUACAUCGGUUUGUUAAUGGAAAAA
Messenger RNA from Micropterus dolomieu (smallmouth bass), 3802 nucleotides. RefSeq names its product Bardet-Biedl syndrome 12 (gene bbs12). Gene Ontology annotation, biological process: chaperone-mediated protein complex assembly; photoreceptor cell maintenance. Gene Ontology annotation, molecular function: ATP binding. The record is from RefSeq and is a predicted model, not a curated record. The transcript is spliced from 2 exons. Lineage: Eukaryota; Metazoa; Chordata; Actinopteri; Centrarchiformes; Centrarchidae. Bases 218 to 2173 code for a protein of 651 amino acids.